AUGAAAAUAGUGGGGAGACCGUUAGCUGAUCACAUCAAAUUGUUAGUCAUCAAAAAUGACAAGACAGGUCUUGAUCAUAAAGAGAUCGAAAGUUUGAAGACAAUCUUAGACCCUUUGAUUCCGCACGAUAUUAGUGAGGUGUUUGAUGUUCAAGAUUUUAAUUCGGUCCAGUUGUUAAACAAAAAAGAACUAGCUCAAUACACCCAUGUUAUCUCAAAUAGUAUUGAUUUCCCACAGUAUAAAGUCCUUACAGAUGAGUUGUUAAUACCUGUUGUUACAUCAGAAUGGUUGCAUUUGUCAGUCAAAAAGAAAAGCGUGGCAUCUACAAAACCAUUCUCUCCUGAUCCGAGGAAUUUCUUCAGAUGUGUCUCCCUGGCUACAACUUCAUCUUUAAACGACGAUUUGGCAUGUUUUAUGGAGGCCUCGGUGAAGACUUUUGGUGGUACAUUUUCUCAUGAGCUAAAGAAAACAUUGACUCACCUAAUAUCGUUAGAUUCAAGUGAUGACAGCACUAAAAUGAUAAAAGCAUAUAACGAGGUAAACACUGAAGGCGUUAACAUUCAUAUAGUUUCACCAAAUUGGGUGACUGAUUCAAUUCUUCUUGGCCAACUACUUUCCGAAGAUGACUAUAGUUUAGAUAGUAGGAAAAAAAAGCAAAACAUAGAUAUACCUGAAUUUGUAAAAGGUUUAAAAUUUAAAUGUGCUGGUGAUCUGAGUGAUUUAUUCACUAACUUAGAAUGUGAGGAAGCCCCAGAGCUUAUCAUUACUAGGUUUUAUGAUGCAAAUGUGGCCAUCAAGCAACGGUCUUUUGAUUACCUAUUAGCAUUAUUCAAAGAAAAGUCUACAACCCUCUCCAAAGAUUCAUUACUCUAUUUUCCCCAUCCUAAAACACCUAUACUAGGUAUGAAGCAUUUGCUUUUUUCGAUAACGAAUUAUACGGGAGAUGCAAGGUAUUACAUUGAGGAGCUAAUUACACGUAUGGGGGGCAAAUGUAACAAAAAUUUGAAAGCAUCAGGAACACACCUUAUUGCAGCUUCCUCAGUUGGCAAAAAAUAUGAAUAUGCUAAAUUAUGGAACAUAAAAGUUGUCAACCACACGUGGAUUGAAGACUGCUUCAUGAACUGGGAAUUGCUAGAUGAAGAUGGAUAUGGAAAAUUGCCUAGGAUUGAUGAAAAUAUUCGGUUCAUAGGUGAUUGCAAAUUUAAUGGAUUUUCAAAAGCUGUGAUACCAACUGAUGAUGUGCUUAAUAGGGAAGUUCAAGUUAUUGACAGCGGGCUAACAACCCAAGUUAGUAUGAAAGAACCACUAUGUUUAAGUGGUACAAACUAUGAUGCAAACGUAGAGGGCGAAGUGGCAACAGCUAAUUCGGAAGUGAACACUUCUAAACAAGUUGAUCAAUUGCUUACUCUGCUAAAAGACUCAGAAGAAACCAAGACAUCAGAUGCUAAAGAAAAUAAGGGAGGUCCUUUAUUUUCAAAUACAUCGAACACUGUGACACGCACAACAUCUGAAAACAAAAGGAAAUAUACUGUCCCAGCAUGCAUUGAAGACAAUGCACUAACAGAUAUACAAGAUGUUGAAAAACUCCAACCUGAAAACAAAUCGACUGGAUUGGAUCAAAAGAUAUGGGAAAUUCCAGAUGAACCUAUUGUGCUUGAAGAUACUAGUAAAGGGAAAAGAACUGCUGAAACAGAUUUCACUGUGACACUAAGAAAAAAACAAGCUACUAAUAAAUCCACUCAACAGUCGAAACCUUAUGAUAUUGUUGCGAUAGUAACUGGUUCGAAUAUAUCCAUCUCUUCUUCCGAUAAAAAAGAAUUAAAAAAAAUUGGCAUCACAAUCAUAGAAAAUCCUACCAAAAAUCUGAACUGCAUUAUUGCACCAAGUUUAUUACGGACUCAAAAGUUUAUAACUGCACUUUCUCAUGAUCCUCUCUAUUUUAUUGAACCUUUAUUUUUAACUGAUGUUUUGGGUACCCUUGAUAGCGUCAAAAAAAUUGGUGACUUUAACUCGAUAGCUCCCAAGAUUGAAAAAUAUAGUAUAUGGCAGCACAUCAAUUAUGAAAAAGAUGUUGUUUCAAAAAGGCUCUUCCAAAGCGGGACUACUAUGGUUGAAGCUGUAGGUUACAUGAAAAGAUCCAGAGAAGGUUUAUUUGAUGGUUUUGAGUUCAACAUCUCCUCCGGUAUAGCAGGUGGUUUUGACGCGGUGAAGAGUAUACUCAAGUCGUAUGGGGCAAAGACACUCAAUAACUUUAAAGACAAUUCUAAAGUUGCUGUUUCAAAUAAAACGGUAAAAAUAUUGGGGAAAUCUGAUGUCUCAAUUUUGAUUUGUGGCUCAAAUGAGUCUAGAACCAGGGAACAUUUUACUAAGGUUUGUGAGAAAUCAUCCCAAAGAUUCAUAACUCUCGAAUGGGAUGUGAUAGUAACAUCCAUUUUUGAGGCUGCAUUUAAUGUAACUAAGGAUAAUGUUCUAGAACACCAUCGUGUUUUUGAAGAAUAA
Pichia kudriavzevii is the source of this 2499-nucleotide messenger RNA. RefSeq lists its product as uncharacterized. Bases 1 to 2499 code for a protein of 832 amino acids. The transcript has a single exon. The record is from RefSeq and is a predicted model, not a curated record. Lineage: Eukaryota; Fungi; Ascomycota; Pichiomycetes; Pichiales; Pichiaceae.